Pseudophryne corroboree (corroboree frog) is the source of this 2534-nucleotide messenger RNA. It is a transcript of the gene LCK, whose product is annotated as LCK proto-oncogene, Src family tyrosine kinase. The record is from RefSeq and is a predicted model, not a curated record. The transcript has 13 exons. Lineage: Eukaryota; Metazoa; Chordata; Amphibia; Anura; Myobatrachidae. Gene Ontology annotation, biological process: protein phosphorylation; B cell receptor signaling pathway; T cell differentiation. Gene Ontology annotation, cellular component: extrinsic component of cytoplasmic side of plasma membrane. The coding region runs from base 312 to 1823 and encodes 503 amino acids. Gene Ontology annotation, molecular function: ATP binding; non-membrane spanning protein tyrosine kinase activity; signaling receptor binding.
GAGAGCGAUACAUAUGCAAUUGAAAGGGCAAGGAAGAGAAGAGAAGAUAAUGCAGUAGAAAGAAGCAAAAAGCAAUCAAGGGGUUGGAACCCGGGGCAAAAAUAAUAGCAAGCAAGAUAAAAUGAUCCAGAAAAAUAACAGCUUGUGACAAACUGAUCCUUACAGAAACAUAAAGGAGGGACACGCAAGAGGACAUACUGAGAGAGAAGGGAGGAGAAAAAACAGAAGACAUCCAAAAGGAAUAUAAGCUAUAGGUUCAAUGAUGAUCACAAACUAACAGACUAAUUUACAGUGUUCUACUCACAGGCACAAUGGGGUGUGGUUGCAGCUCUGACUAUGAUGAGGAUUGGAUGGAAAACUUUGAUGUGUGUGAAAAUUGCCAUCUGCCAAGGGAAAAGACACAGAUGAUCUCACGGUAUGAUUUACAGGAUCCACUGGUUUCAUAUAUGUCACAAGCUCCUCCCAGUUCUCCUCUGCAUGAUAAACAAGUAGUGACCUUGUAUAGUUAUGAACCUGUACAUGAUGGAGAUCUUGGUUUUGAGGCUGGGGAGAACCUACAGAUAUUGGAAUCAACUGGCGAGUGGUGGAAAGCUAAAUCACUGCGCACAGGAGAAGUGGGACUUGUGCCAUUUAACUUUGUAGCAGCGGUAAAUGGACUAGUAAAAGAACCUUGGUUCUUCAGUGAUCUGGGUCGGAAAGAUGCAGAGCGUCAGCUUCUAGCUCCAGGAAACCAGCAAGGAUCUUUCCUGAUACGAGAAAGUGAGACCAAUAAAGGCUCCUACUCUUUAUCUGUGCGUGAUCUAGAUGCGAAUCAGGGAGAAGUGGUGAAACAUUAUAAGAUUCGCAAUAUGGAUAAUGGAGGAUAUUAUAUUUCACCCCGGAUAACAUUUAACGAUCUUCAGGAAAUUGUGCAACAUUAUUCUGUGUCCUUGGAUGGGUUAUGUACUAAGCUGAAGGAUCCAUGCCAGACUCACCGACCAAAAAAACCCUGGUGGGCUGAUGAAUGGGAGAUCCCACGCAACAAGCUGCAACUAGUGAAGAAGCUAGGUGCUGGACAGUUUGGAGAGGUGUGGAUGGGAUACUACAACGGGCACACCAGGGUUGCCAUAAAGAACCUUAAACAGGGAACUAUGUCCCCAGCAGCAUUCCUUGCAGAAGCCAACCUAAUGAAGCAGCUGCAGCAUACACGACUGGUCCGCUUACAUGCGGUAGUAACCCAGGAACCUAUAUAUAUUGUGACAGAAUACAUGGAAAAUGGGUGCCUGGUAGAUUAUUUGAAAACAGCAGAAGGCCUCAGACUUACUGUCUAUAAACUUAUAGACAUGUCAGCUCAGGUAGCAGAAGGAAUGGCGUACUUGGAGCGAAAAAAUUACAUCCAUCGGGACUUACGAGCUGCUAACAUCCUGGUGUCGGAAACCAUUUGCUGCAAAAUAGCAGAUUUUGGGCUGGCACGUGUGAUAGAGAACAAUGAGUACACAGCGCGAGAAGGUGCCAAGUUUCCUAUAAAAUGGACAGCUCCUGAAGCAAUAAAUUAUGGAACAUUUACCAUUAAAUCUGAUGUAUGGUCAUUUGGUGUCCUCCUGACUGAAAUUAUCACAUAUGGGCGGAUCCCAUACCCAGCCAUGACUAAUCCUGAAGUGAUAGAACUUCUUGAGCGUGGGUAUCGUAUGCCGAGACCUGAGAAUUGCCCUAUGGAACUUUAUGAUUUGAUGCUUCGCUGUUGGAAGGAGCGCCCUGAAGACAGACCAACAUUUGAUUUUCUUCGAUCGUAUCUUGAAGACUUUUUCACAGCUGCAGAGGCCCAGUAUCAGGCCCAGCCUUAAUAUAACAAGUACAAACAAGCAUUGUUGAAGGGGACUCUAAAACACAACUGUAAAAAAAGUCCAGUAACAGACCCAUAGAGACUUUACCAAUUACUCCUACUACCCGUGGGUAAAACAAGACAUUAACAUUUCAUUUGGAAUUUCAGUAAAACUAAAAAAAAUAAUAUUAAUAAUCAUAUAACCCAUGAAAGUCUAAGGAAAUUUGGGAGUUCAGUAUCAUAUGACGGAUACCAUUGUAAGCGCGUUUCCUAAAAAUAUUUUAUACUAUUAUACAAACAUAUGUUGAGUCACUCUAAAAGAGCUCUAAAGCUUACAUAAAUCCAUGUAUUAUAUAAGUAUUCAUUAUUUUAAGGGAAAAAUAAAAACACAAAUAAGGACAAACUUUUAAUUUAGGUUUCUUGCAUUGUACUGCAUCUUUUCAUUAUUAAUGUGCAGAAAGGCUGGAUAUAUACUGCAUCUUCACUGUUCAUGUACAGCAACUCGUGAUGUGUACUGCAUAGUGACAUUUCUACUGAAGCCAGCUAUUCAGACUCUACUGUCUACUACUAUCCACAGCAAGUGAACACAUCUCUGUCCUCAUGCUGUUUUUUGGCAUGGGUGCAAAUACUGAUGACUCAAAGUACAAUAUGGAUAAAAUAAAAAUGAAAGUCGACAAAGAUAAUGCAAUGUUACUAAAAUCCAUCUAUACAAAAUGGUAUUAAAUUCUCAAUU